Messenger RNA from Galeopterus variegatus (Sunda flying lemur), 5052 nucleotides. It is a transcript of the gene ITGA3, whose product is annotated as integrin, alpha 3 (antigen CD49C, alpha 3 subunit of VLA-3 receptor). The coding region runs from base 478 to 3633 and encodes 1051 amino acids. The transcript has 26 exons. The record is from RefSeq and is a predicted model, not a curated record. NCBI's taxonomy places the organism in Eukaryota, Metazoa, Chordata, Mammalia, Dermoptera, Cynocephalidae. Gene Ontology annotation, biological process: cell-cell adhesion; cell-matrix adhesion; integrin-mediated signaling pathway. Gene Ontology annotation, cellular component: external side of plasma membrane; integrin complex. Gene Ontology annotation, molecular function: integrin binding.
UUUCCCCGGAAGGAAAGCGCAGCCCGCGCUGGGCGUGCAAGGUGGGGAGGUGCGGGGUUGGGCGUGGGGAGGCGGGGCGCGCGCCCGGGGCACCCCUCCCUCCCGUUCUCCUUGCGGUCGACCGGGUCUGCCUGCUCAGAUCCGCCGCCGAGCCGAGAUCGAAGGCGACAGCGCAGCCAAGGGGGCGCGGCCGGGACGAGCUGGGGGGCCGGGUGCCCGGGGUUGGGGAGCGGUGACCCAGCUACUGGGGAGACGGGAGAAUAGACCUGCGGACCUUGAAGGGGGAUCGGAGAGUGCAGACCCUGAGCAGAAGUGAAACUGACCGGGGCUGGGGAUCAGAAACUGAUCAGCUCUAGUGGGCGCAACGGCACAGCGGACUCGAGCGUCCUCCGAGGCUCCUGGAGCAGGUGAACAGGUCCUCGCUCCCCCUCGGCGUCCUCAAGAGCUCUUGCCCGGCCCCCGCUCCCGCUUGCAGCCAUGGGCCCCGGCCCCCGCCGCGCGCCCCGCGCCCCGCGCCGGAUGCUCUGUGCGCUCGCCUUGAUGGUGGCGGCCGGCGGUCGCAUCGCCUCCGCCUUCAACCUGGACACCCGAUUCCUGGUGGUGAAGGAGGCCGGGAACGCGGGCAGCCUCUUCGGCUACUCAGUCGCCCUCCAUCGGCAGACGGAGCGGCAGCAGCGCUACCUGCUCCUGGCUGGUGCCCCCCGGGACCUCGCUGUACCUGAUGGCUACACCAACCGAACUGGUGCUGUGUACCUGUGCCCACUCACUGCCCAGAAGGACGACUGUGAGCGGAUGGACAUCAUGGAGAAAAGUGACCCUGACCAUCACAUCAUCGAGGACAUGUGGCUUGGGGUGACUGUGGCCAGCCAGGGCCCUGCAGGCAGAGUCCUGGUCUGUGCCCACCGCUACACCCAGGUACUGUGGUCGGGGCCAGAGGAUCAGCGGCGUAUGGUGGGCAAGUGCUAUGUGCGGGGCAAUGACCUAGAGCUGGACCCCAGUGAUGACUGGCAGACCUACCACAAUGAAAUGUGCAACAGCAACACUGACUACCUGGAGACGGGCAUGUGCCAGCUGGGCACCAGCGGUGGCUUCACCAAGAGCACUGUGUACUUCGGCGCCCCUGGUGCCUACAACUGGAAAGGAAACAGCUACAUGAUUCAGCGGAAGGACUGGGAUUUAUCUGAGUAUAGUUACAAGGACCCAGAGGACCAAGGAAACCUCUACAUUGGGUACACAGUGCAGGUAGGCAGUGCCAUCCUGCACCCCACAGACAUCACUAUUGUGACGGGUGCCCCACGGCACCGACAUAUGGGCGCUGUCUUCUUGCUGAGCCAGGAGGCAGGUGGAGACCUACGGAGGAGGCAGGUGCUGGAGGGCACGCAGGUGGGCGCCUAUUUUGGCAGCGCCAUUGCCCUGGCAGACCUGAACAACGAUGGGUGGCAGGACCUCCUGGUGGGUGCCCCCUACUACUUCGAGCGAAAAGAGGAGGUAGGGGGCGCCAUCUAUGUCUUCAUGAACCAAGCAGGCACCUCCUUCCCUGCCCACCCCACCCUCCUUCUUCACGGCCCCAGUCGCUCUGCCUUCGGCUUCUCAGUGGCCAGCAUUGGUGACAUCAACCAGGAUGGAUUCCAGGACAUUGCUGUGGGAGCCCCAUUCGAGGGCUUGGGCAAAGUGUACAUCUACCACAGCAGCUCCAGGGGGCUCCUCAGAGAGCCCCAGCAGGUAAUCCACGGAGAGAAGCUGGGAUUGCCAGGCUUGGCCACCUUUGGCUACUCCCUGAGUGGGCAGAUGGACGUGGAUGAGAACUUCUACCCAGACCUGCUAGUGGGUAGCCUGUCGGACCGCAUUGUGCUGCUGCGGGCCCGGCCCGUCAUCAAUAUCCUCCACAGGACCUUGGUGGCCAAGCCAGCUGUGCUGGACCCCGCACUUUGCACAGCCACCUCCUGUGUGCAGGUGGAGCUGUGCUUUGCUUACAACCAGAGUGCCGGGAACCCCAACUACAGGCGAAACAUCACUCUGGCCUACACUCUGGAGGCUGACCGGGACCGCCGCCCGCCUCGGCUCCGCUUUGCCCGCAGCCAGUCAGCUGUCUUCCACGGCUUUUUCUCCAUGCCCGAGAAGCGCUGCCAGAAGCUGGAGCUGCUGCUUAUGGACAACGUCCGCGACAAACUCCGUCCCAUCAUCAUCUCCAUGAACUACUCUUUACCUGUGCGGAUGCCCGAGCGUCCCCGGCUGGGGCUGCGGUCCCUGGACGCCUACCCGGUCCUCAACCAGGCGCAGACUCUGGAGAACCACACUGAGGUCCAGUUCCAGAAGGAGUGCGGGCCGGACAACAGGUGCGACAGCAAUUUGCAGAUGCGUGCAGCCUUUAUGUCCGAGCAGCUGCAGCGGCUGAGCAGGCUCCAGUACAGCAGAGACAUCCGGAAACUGCUCCUGAGCAUCAAUGUGACCAAUGCCCGGAGUCCAGAGCGGGCUGGGGAAGACGCCCACGAGGCGCUGCUCACGCUGGCUGUCCCUCCCGCCCUGCUGCUGUCCUCAGUGCGCCCCUCAGGGACCUGCCAGGCUAACGAGACCAUCCUCUGCGAGCUGGGGAACCCCUUCAAACGGAAUCAGAGGAUGGAGCUGCUCAUUGCCUUCGAGGUCAUUGGGGUGACCCUGCACACAAAGGACCUUCAGGUGCAGCUGCAGCUGUCCACGUCAAGUCACCAGGACAACCUGCAGCCCAUGACCCUGACUCUGCUGGUUGACUACACUCUCCAGGCCUCGCUCGGCAUGGUGAAUCACCGGCUACAAACUUUCUUUGGAGGGACAGUGAUGGGUGAGGCUGGCAUGAAAACUGUGGAGGAUGUGGGAAGCCCCCUCAAGUAUGAAUUCCAGGUGGCCCCAAUGGGCGAGGGACUGGUGGCCCUGGGGACCCUGGUCCUAGGUCUGGAGUGGCCCUAUGAAGUCACCAAUGGCAAGUGGCUGCUGUACCCCACGGAGAUCACUGUCCACAGCAAUGGGUCCUGGCACUGCCAGCCACCUGGAGACCUUGUCAACCCUCUCAACCUCACUCUCUCUGAUCCUGGGGACAGGCUGCCAUCUCCACAGCGCAGGCGGCGACAGCUGGACCCAGGGGGAGGCCAGGGGCCCCCGCCUGUCACAUUGGCUGCUGCCAAAAAAGCCAAGUCUGAGACUCUGCUGACCUGUGCCACUGGCCGCGCCCGUUGUGUGUGGCUGGAGUGUCCCAUUCCUGAUGCUCCUAUUGUCACCAACGUGACCGUGAAGGCACGUGUAUGGAACAGCACCUUCAUUGAGGAUUACAGAGACUUUGAUCGAGUCAGGGUAGAUGGCUGGGCUACUCUGUUCCUCCGAACCAAUGUCUCCACCAUCAACAUGGAGAACAAGACCACGUGGUUCUCUGUGGACAUUGACUCUGACCUAGUGGAGGAGCUGCCAGCCGAGAUCGAGCUGUGGCUGGUGCUUGUGGCCGUGAGUGCAGGGCUGCUGCUGCUGGGGCUGAUCAUCCUCUUGCUGUGGAAGUGCGGCUUCUUCAAGCGAGCCCGCACUCGCGCCCUGUAUGAAGCUAAGAGGCAGAAGGCGGAGAUGAAGAGCCAGCCGUCAGAGACAGAGAGGCUGACCGACGACUACUGAGGGGGCAGCCCCCCGCCCCCGGCCCACCUGGUGUGACUUCUUUAAGCGCACCCACUAUUACCGGAUCAUGCCCAAGUACUACGCAGUUCGGAUCCGUGAGGAGGAGCGCUACCCACCUCCAGGGAGCAACCUGCCCACCAAGAAGCACUGGGUGACCAGCUGGCAGACUCGGGAUCGAUACUACUGAUAUCCUCUCUGAUCCUACCCCCCGCAUCCCCCAGUGCCCCCUCUUUUCCUAUUUAUCAUAAGUUAUGCCUCUGACAGUCCACAGGGGCUGCUGCCUUUGGCUGGCACCAGGAGGCUCAGGCACAUGCACCUCUUCAAGCACGUGCAUGUGCUGUCUGGCCACGGGCAUCUCCUGCAGGAGGGCUGGACCCAUGGACCUUGCAGUGCCGAGAACACUGCAGCCCUGUGCCCUGGACACACGUGGGGCCCACCGCUUGUGGGCUGUGCUUGUGCACCAUGGAUGGUGUGUGACAUGCCAUGUCUCAGCCUCUGCCUGUGCCAAAACCAAGCCAAAGGGCCUCCACCAGGGCCAGGAGGAAACGGCCCCCCAUGUGGUGACACCUCGCCCUUUCACACUGGAUCCAUCUUGAGCCAUAGUCACUGGAUUGACUUUGCUGUCAAGAGUAAAACUACUCAGAGGGAGCAGCUCACUGGGCCCCCAGCUGUGGCUCCCCAGCACCCACGCCAGACAGCUGGGGGUCCUGCCUAAGGUUGUCCAGGGGGUAUUUGUAUGACCUGGCACGCUUAGACUCAAGGGCAAAUGAACUAGAAAGAAGGUCCCCACAAUGGCUUUCUUUCAUGGAUCUCUGUGAAGCCUCUCUUCUUAGUGACAGACUGAACUAUCAGGGGGUGCAGCCUAGAGGAACAAAGACAGACAAUCUACUAGAUAGCCUGGACAUGCUGUGUUGGGACUGCCUUGGGAGCAUGACAGAAUCCUCCUGGGCCACACAGAUGUUGGAAGGAUACAGAGGAGAUACGACUUCUGACCCACCACUACCAUCCAACCUCAGAAGGGCCCGGAGAGACCCUACAAGACCAUGGAGGGAACGACGCUUGAAUGUAGAACAGGGAGGGGGGCCCUGGCCCUGCCCCAUCCAGCCAGACCCCACUUUGUCCCCCCCAAACCUCCCCCACUGUGACCAUGGGUGGGGGGCCUAGAGGUGGAGUUCUUGGUCUUCCUUGGCUUUCAGAGCCAGCCUGGCUUUGCUCCCUCCACCAUGGGCUGGGUCCUGACAUCCAUUGCAGAAGUUGAGGCUGGUUCCAGAAAACCUCUCUUGACCCCUGCCUGUUGGCAGACCCACUCCCCAACCCCUACCCCUUCCAUGGUACUGUAGCAGGGGAGCUCCUCCCCUCCUUGUGCCUUCUUUAUAUAUAGGCUUCUCACAGCGACCAAUAAACAGCUCCCAGUUUGUA